CCGCCCCCGCCCCCGCCCCCGCGGCGUCCUGACCCCGGGUUCCAACCUGCGCAGCGGUUAGCGGGUCGCCGCUGCUCACCGCCGGGGAAGACCGGCCUGACCUGCGGGUCGCCCGUUGCCGUCCUUUUCGCCGCCUCGACGGGGCUUCCAGGCCGCCAUGGUUCUGCUGCACGUGAAACGGGGCGACGAGAGCCAGUUCCUGCUGCAGGCGCCGGGGAGCGCGGAGCUGGAGGAGCUCACGGUGCAGGUGGCCCGGGUCUACAACGGGCGGCUCAAGGUGCAGCGCCUCUGCUCAGAAAUGGAAGAAUUAGCAGAACAUGGCAUAUUUCUCCCGCCCAAUAUGCAAGGACUGACAGAUGAGCAGAUUGAAGAACUGAAAUUAAAGGACGAAUGGGGUGAAAAAUGUAUCCCCAGUGGAGGUUCAGUAUUUAAAAAGGAUGACAUUGGACGAAGGAAUGGACAAGCUCCAAAUGAAAAAAUGAAGCAAGUUUUAAAGAAGACUAUAGAAGAAGCCAAAGCAAUAAUAUCUAAGAAACAAGUAGAAGCCAGCGUCUGUGUUACCAUGGAGAUGGUGAAAGAUGCCCUGGACCAGCUUCGAGGUGCAGUGAUGAUUGUCUACCCCAUGGGGUUGCCACCCUACGAUCCCAUUCGGAUGGAGUUUGAGAAUAAAGAAGACCUGUCAGGAACUCAGGCAGGACUCAGCGUCAUUAAAGAAUCAGAGGCACAACUGUGGUGGGCAGCCAAGGAGCUAAGAAGAACCAAGAAGCUUUCAGACUACGUGGGGAAAAAUGAAAAAACCAAAAUCAUCGUCAAGCUUCAGCAAAGGGGACAGGGAGCGCCAGCCCGCGAACCUAUUAUUAGCAGUGAGGAGCAGAAGCAGCUGAUGCUGUAUUAUCACAGGCGACAGGAGGAGCUCAAGAAACUAGAAGAAAAUGACGAUGACACCUGUUUAAAUUCUCCGUGGGCAGAUAACACUGCUUUGAAAAGACAUUUUCAUGGGGUAAAAGACAUAAAGUGGAGACCAAGAUAAAGCUCACCAGUUGCUGAAGCUUUCAAAACUACUAGCCCACCUUCCUUUUACAAAAUAAUUAUAUAAAAAGGACACUUACUACCUUUGAUGAAAAAUGCUGACAUUUCUACUUUCCCAUUUUUCUUUUCAUUUAGAAUUUUAAAGUAACAGUUAUUCAAAGUUUUUAGAACUUAAUAAAUAUAUCCUCAAAAGAAAAUGUGUAAACUAUUUUUGUUUCAGGAUAGCUAUGAAGUGUCUCAGGGUUUUUUGAUAAAAUAAUAAUGACGUGAUUACAACAUGA
This is a messenger RNA of Sciurus carolinensis (gray squirrel), 1310 nucleotides long. RefSeq names its product cilia and flagella associated protein 298 (gene Cfap298). The record is from RefSeq and is a predicted model, not a curated record. NCBI's taxonomy places the organism in Eukaryota, Metazoa, Chordata, Mammalia, Rodentia, Sciuridae. Bases 158 to 1030 code for a protein of 290 amino acids. Gene Ontology annotation, biological process: regulation of cilium movement. The transcript has 7 exons.